AUGAAGGCGUCUCAGCAGUCCGGAGCGGUGGGUGGUGUAUCCGUCGGAGGAGUAGCGGCGGUGGGAGGCCCCCAGGUCGGGCUCAGUGCCGUAGGGGCCGGUCCCGGCGCAGCGCCCCCUACCGCAGACCCCGAGAAACGGAAGCUGAUCCAACAGCAGCUGGUCCUCCUGCUCCACGCGCACAAGUGCCAGCGCAGGGAGCAGGCGAACGGGGAAGUGAGGCAGUGCAACCUGCCCCACUGCCGCACCAUGAAGAACGUGCUCAACCACAUGACUCACUGCCAGGCUGGCAAGUCCUGCCAGGUGGCUCACUGUGCCUCAUCCAGACAGAUCAUCUCUCAUUGGAAGAAUUGCACACGACAUGACUGUCCUGUUUGCCUGCCGCUGAAAAAUGCUGGAGACAAGAGGAAUCAGCAGUCUCUUGUAAACAGUGCCGGGGUGGGUCUGGUGAACUCUUUAGGUUCAGGGGUUCCCGGUGGACAGUCCAACUCUCCCAACCUGAACCCCCCCAACCAGAUCGACCCCAGCUCCAUCGAGAGAGCCUACGCUGCCCUCGGCCUCACGUACCAGGGGAACCAGAUCCCCCAGCCGUCGCAGGGCAGCAUGUCCAACCAGGGCCAGCCGGGGAUGAGGAACCUCAACUCCAUGGGUGGAAACUCUAUGGGAGUGAAUGGUGGAGUGGGGGUGCAAUCCCCCAACCAGUCGAGUCUACUGCCGAACUCCCUGCUGCAUGGCAGCAUGAGUGCACAGAAUUUGAUGAGUGAUAGUUUGGCGACCCUGAGCUCGAUGCCCAUGGCGACCCCCCCCUCUGCUCCCGGCAUGAGGAAGUCUUGGCAUGAAGACAUCACACAGGACCUCCGAAACCACCUCGUCCACAAGCUUGUGCAGGCAAUCUUCCCCACUCCUGAUCCGGCCGCCCUGAAGGACCGGCGGAUGGAGAACCUGGUGGCGUACGCUCGGAAAGUCGAGGGGGACAUGUACGAGUCGGCCAACAGCCGGGCGGAGUACUACCAUCUGCUGGCAGAGAAAAUCUACAAAAUCCAAAAGGAGCUGGAGGAGAAGAGGAGGACGCGACUCCAGAAGCAAGGCAUGAUGCCCGGCAUCCCCUCCCCUGGCCUCCCACAGGUGCCCCCCAGCAUGGGACAGCCCCCCAGCAUGGGUCAGCCCCCCAGCAUGGGACAGCCCUCUAUUGCUCCUGGACAAUCACCAAAUGGUCCUCACGCCGAUCCGUCCAUGGUCCGACCAGCUGGACCCAAUCAGAUGGUCAACAGGAUGCAGAGUCCAGGAGGAAUGAACCAGUUUAGUCAGAUGGGGAUGCAGUCGAUGGGUCAGAGGUCUCCUCUGCAUGCUCCAAUGAACCAGGUUGGCACCACUGUCUCAUCUCUUUUACACACAUUUCUGGGAAACUGA
Messenger RNA from Notothenia coriiceps (black rockcod), 1410 nucleotides. RefSeq names its product histone acetyltransferase p300-like. Bases 1 to 1410 code for a protein of 469 amino acids. Gene Ontology annotation, molecular function: chromatin DNA binding; transcription coactivator activity; histone acetyltransferase activity. Gene Ontology annotation, cellular component: transcription regulator complex; histone acetyltransferase complex. Gene Ontology annotation, biological process: positive regulation of transcription by RNA polymerase II. The record is from RefSeq and is a predicted model, not a curated record. The transcript is spliced from 11 exons. Lineage: Eukaryota; Metazoa; Chordata; Actinopteri; Perciformes; Nototheniidae.